AUGAUGCUACAGAGUCCUACACAUCUCAGGCUCGACCGCUCUAACUCUACCUUUUUAGGUGCCAAUGGUUACUAUCACAAUGAGGUGACAUUAACCGUCAAAGGAGUUGAGGUGAAGCUCGUGAAGAUUUGGCCUGACUUUACAUGCAUUGAUUUGUCUUCCAAUCAUUUUCAUGGAGAUAUACCAGACGCAAUUGGUAAUCUUAGCUCACUCUAUCUUCUCAACUUAUCCCACAACUCUCUCACUAAUGCAAUCCCAAGUUCAUUGGGUGCCUUGGCAGAUCUUGGGUCGCUUGACCUCUCUACAAACAAGCUCACCGGGAGAAUACCGGACGAGCUCACAAAACUCGAUUUCCUUUCAUUCUUGAAUCUGUCUUUCAAUCAUCUCACCGGACCGAUCCCAACCAGUAGCCACUUUCAAACGUUUUCAGCAGAUUCAUUUGAAGGAAACGCGGGUUAUCUGGAUUCCCACUCAACGGAAGUUUCAAGAACCAUCGUCCCCUGGUCCAUCACCAUCACAGGAUUCGGAACCAAAAGAUGA
Salvia hispanica is the source of this 540-nucleotide messenger RNA. Lineage: Eukaryota; Viridiplantae; Streptophyta; Magnoliopsida; Lamiales; Lamiaceae. The record is from RefSeq and is a predicted model, not a curated record.